Molecule: messenger RNA, 1407 nt
Organism: Trichosporon asahii var. asahii CBS 2479
Lineage: Eukaryota; Fungi; Basidiomycota; Tremellomycetes; Trichosporonales; Trichosporonaceae
Product: aquaporin transporter, putative
Exons: 3
Coding region: 1-1407 (468 amino acids)
Biological process (GO): transmembrane transport
Cellular component (GO): membrane
Molecular function (GO): channel activity
Source: RefSeq, a predicted model, not a curated record
AUGAGCCGGUCAAUGGAAGACCUGCGGUUGACAAAGAAGGAACUCGAGCUGUCGAAGGAGAGCCGCGACGCCCUGCCCCAGACGAAGCGCGCCGCGCUGCCGCGUAACAUCCGCAGCGUCGCGGAUGUGCCCGACCCGUCGGGGCAUGCGCCGAAGCGCGUCGACCCGCCCCCGCUGAAGCACAGGAUGAGCACGACGGACGCCGAGGUCGCGUACGCUGGUGUCGCCAAGGUCGAGGGCGUCACCAAGUACGAGGAGCACCAGCCAAGUCACAAGAAGCACAUCCUCCCACUGCACCGGCAUCACAGGGCGGACCCGGAGAAGCCUGACCCCCGCCCAACGAAUCGCCCGCCCUCGCAGCGUCCGCCCUCACCGCCGCAUGUCAAUCCGAACGUGGACACGAGUGCGCACGCCGGCGGUGGUGGAGGUGGAGGAGGCGUGAACGGAUCUUCGACCUCGAUCGCAACGGGGGGAGCGGGGAGUGCCGACGGGCUCCGCAACAGGUUGUUCAACGUGCGCUCCGACCCCAGUCUCGCAGACGUCCCCUUUGAUAUCUGGGACGAUCCCUCGGCAUCGGCUCCCUUCGCCGGCCGUAUCGGAGGCAACCUCGCAUUCACGAGUAGCAAGUUCCGUCACCCCGACUCGCACAAGAUCCGCGACCUGAAGGAACUCCUCGACUUUCCCGGUUUCAGAGACCCGCUGUACCUUCGCGCCGCGUGCAUCGAGGGCAUUGCCAAGUUCACAGGUUCGUCGGUUCUGGCGCAGACUACGGUCGAGGCCGUCUUCACAGGCACGCAGACGGCGAUGAUGAUCUACGCCACGGCCGCGCCGACGGGAGGACACCUGAAUCCGUUUGUGACCAUGGCCACCGUGUGCGCAGGGCUCUGCACGGUCCCGCGCGGGCUGUACUACCUCAUUGCGCAGACCGUUGGCGCGAUCUUUGGCAACUACGCCCUCAAGCUCGGUGUCGGGACUGAGAACUUCUUCGCGAACGGCGAGAUCGGCGGCUGCACCGUCGACUUCAGCAAGAGCUCCAUGGGCCAGACAUACGUCAUGGAGACGAUGCUGUACGCCACGAUCGCCUUCAUGUCCUUCGGCGUCGGUCUCGAUCCCCGGCAGACGCCCAUUUUCGGACCUGCGUACUCGCAGUUGCUCGUCGGUCUCACGCUCACACUGACCGUGUGGGGCUCGCCGUGGGUCCACGCCGGUUACGGCGGUAUCUCGAUCAACCCUGCCCGGUGCCUCGGUGCGCAGAUUGCGCGGUACAAUGUGUCAUCGUCGUGGAUCCAUUGGGUCGCGGCCCUUUCUGCGGGCAUCAUCAACGGAUUCGUCUACCACAUCAUGCCGCCCGCGACGCCGUCACUCGUCAAGAAACACAGGAAAGAUCCCAAGGACCGGAACGCUUAG